Molecule: messenger RNA, 324 nt
Organism: Vitis vinifera (wine grape)
Lineage: Eukaryota; Viridiplantae; Streptophyta; Magnoliopsida; Vitales; Vitaceae
Exons: 1
Coding region: 1-324 (107 amino acids)
Source: RefSeq, a predicted model, not a curated record
AUGGAUCAGUCCACGUCGGGUCACCGGUUCUCCGGCGUGGACCGGAGGCCGGGGAUUGUGAGCGGGAAGAACUUCAGCAACGGUCAGACGUACAUGGCGGGGCCUCACUCGCCCGAUCUACGGCCGGUUCCACCGCGAGGGGAGAGUGUGAACCACGGCUCGUCGGCGGCGAAGCCCUGGGACUUCGGCGAUCCGGAUAUGAGGAGGCGAAAGCGGAUCGCGAAGUACAAGGUUUAUACUGUUGAAGGUAAGGUAAAGUCUUCUCUGAGGAAAGGGCUUCGCUGGUUCAAGAACAAGUGCCAUGAGAUUAUUCAUGGCUACUAG